AUGGAUGUGCCUACAAGGUGGAAUGCAACCUACAAAAUGCUUGAAGGUGUAUUCAAGUAUAUGCAAGUCCUUAAGAGGAUGUCUUAUAGUUGUGAAGUGUUUCAAGCUUACUUUCUAGAGGAAGAGAAGGUUAAGAAAGUGAUGGUUAAGAGAGUGGGACCUCCAAAUGAUGAUGAUUGGGAGAAGACAUUAGCUUUUGUGCAUUUUCUCAAAAAGUUUUAUGAUGUUACAUUGAAGCUUAGUGUAACCAAAACUUUUUUCCGUCUUCUUCCUCUCUGCCUCAGUCUCUCCCUCUGUCUCUUUCCAGGGCUCACAAUUCUUCUCCCCAGGCCGUGGUUUCUUGUUUGCAGGGGUCACUUGACCUCCUUGCCCCUACGUGGAUUGCCAGUGAACCUUGCAACCCGCUUCGCUUGGUUCCAUUCUACUCCAACUUCAUGCGAGAAGUGGAAGAACAAAUGGACCUUUGAUGUAAAAAGCAGUCAACAACCAUCAAAGAAUUACAUCAGAUAUGCAACACGUCAGAAACGUGCUGAUACAAAGAAAGCCCUGAAAAACCUCCUCUUCAACAGUGGGUCCUCUAAAAAUUUCUUUCAGAACAUUCAGAAUGAAAAUGAUUCAGGAAGCUCUCCUCAGAAACAUAGGUCGAGAUCUUCUCGACAUGCUGAGAAAUCACACCACAAGAAAACGAAACGCAAGUUCAAAAGAGAGAGUUUCUCUGAAGAUGGUGACAACAAUCCUGAGUCUAUCUUUCGUGCGACAUUUGGCAAGAAAUGGUAUACGUGGUCUUUUGACUCGUGCCGUGACUCCUCUUUUAAAGAUUCAGAAUCUGGAUUUGAGUGGUCAGAGCAAUCAAGCUGGGAAGAUAAAAGUAAAAGAUGGGAGAAUAGUAGUGACGUGGAGUCUGAUGAUGAAUCAUGUACUAUAGGAUCUUAUUCUGAUAGAACAAUUCUUGGUCUGCCUCCAACAGGUCCUUUAAAGACUGAAGAUGUUAAAAAAGCUUUCCAUUUAUCAGCUUUAAAAUGGCAUCCUGACAAGCAUGAAGGCCCUUCACAGGCAAUGGCUGCAGAGAAAUUUAAACUUUGUGUUAAUGCUUACAAAUCUCUGUGCAAUGCACUAUCCCCAGCGUAAGCUGGGGGCUCAAAAGGUUCUGGUUUGAACAUUAACAGCUCCCUCUAUACCGGUUCUCUAUUCAAAAGGAAAUCCUCAUACAGAUUUGACCUAGUACUGGACAUGGUCUCCAGAUCAAAGCGUUAGUCUACUUGAAUAGUAAUUUGAUUAGUUUAUUCAAAUUAUAGAUGCAUAAAGAUUGUAGUGAAUCUGUUGACAAAUUUAUAAAGAAAAUUACAGUUCUUUUAGA
This is a messenger RNA of Prunus dulcis (almond), 1357 nucleotides long. RefSeq lists its product as uncharacterized. NCBI's taxonomy places the organism in Eukaryota, Viridiplantae, Streptophyta, Magnoliopsida, Rosales, Rosaceae. The transcript has 9 exons. The record is from RefSeq and is a predicted model, not a curated record. Bases 1 to 1128 code for a protein of 375 amino acids.